AUGACGCGAUCACCAGAAAAUUUUUUAUUAAAAAGUAAAUUCAUUCGACGAAGUAAAUCUACAAAAUCAAUUAUAUCUCUUAAUUCAACUCAACGUACAAUUCCUUAUCCACUUUCUUUAGAUUGUCUCAUAAACAUUAUUGAAUAUUUAAAAAAUGAUCGAGCAACUUUAUAUUCAUGUGUUAUGGUAAAUAGAAUAUGGUGUAAAACUUCAAUUCCAUUGCUUUGGAGUCGACCAUUUGAACAUCAAAUGAUUGGUAAAGAAGUAAGAAUAUUACAUACAUAUAUUUCGUGUCUCAAUUUUCAUGAUAAAGCUCAAUUAAUUGAUCAUGGAAUUCAAUUACCUGAUAUGCCAAAUCCUAUAUUUGAUUAUCCAAAAUACUUGCGUGGAUUUGAUAAUGAAAAUUUUGAUCGUGCUAUUGAAGAUUGGAUGAUGAUGUUAUGUUUAACAAUGGAUUCAGAUUAUGAGAUUAGAAUUAAAUUAUGUAAUAGAAUAAUAGGAAACUUAUUACUUAGUCGAACUAAUGGAUUAAGAGUUUUAAAAAUUGAUCGAGGAGAGAUUGAGGAUAGUUGUUUAAUGAACAUUGUGAAUUUAAAUAAUAAUUAUAAGGCGUUUAGUGAACUUGAAAGAUUUGAAUUAAAAUUUGAUAAUGAUGACGAAGAGAAAUGGAUAUUAAAUUCCGAAUAUAAAGCACUAAUUUGUAGUCAACUUGCCACUUACACUAGAUCUCUUUCACAUAUUACAAUUUCUAUUGAUCCAUUUCGAAGAUCACCACCACCACCAUUUAUAGUUUGCCCAUCAGUAUUUGAAUUAAUUAGUUCGCAAGACAAACUAGAAUUUUUAGAUAUGGAAGAAUUUUGGGAUGAAUUUACAUACACGGCAGUAUUUUAUUCAUCUCUUCAAAGUCAAGCACAUUCAAUUACUCAUCUCACAUUAACAAAUUUAACCGAAUUUGAUUUAUUAUUAUCAGUAUUAGUAAGUUGCGUCAAUUUACAAACUUUGGAAUUUUUAAUGGUACCUGAACCAAAUAUGGAAUCUUUUGAUUAUAUUACAAAUCUACGAAGACCAUUAAGUGUUAAAAAAUUAAUUUCAUAUGAUGCAAGAAGUGAACCUCAAUUAGUUACACAAUCCUUAGGAAUUAUAAUCAAGAUGGCAAAUAAAAAUUUAAGAGCUCUAAUGUUAUUUGAAGUAACAUCGGAACUUAUAGAUAUAAUUGGUCAAAAUUGUCCUAAUAUAGUAGAUUUAUAUUUAACAAUGUCAACAUCUUCUAUUUCACAUUUAUUGAAUUUUCUUCCUUCUUUACCAUUAGAAUAUUUAUUUUUAUGGGAGGAUCAUAGUAUGCCUUUUACACAUGAGUUCGUUCUUCAAAUAGCAAGAUCUAUUCCUGCAACUUUACAAAAUUUAGAAAUUACUUUUGAUAUGCCACCUGAAGUUAUGUAUGAUUUCUUAUGGGAAUGUCCUGCGAAAUUUAGAGAAUUGGUGUUAAGGGUUGAUGGAUGUGAUGAUGAAUUCUUAGAGAUUGUUACUAUGUAUGCUAAAAAGAAAGGUGGUUAUUUAAGAGCGUUAAAACUUUGGGGAUUGGGAAUUAAGUUUUCUGUUGAAGCUGUCGCAGAAGCUAUGGAAACUAUUCCUAGAAUUGUUAAUUUGGCUUCUUAUCCUCUUUGGUAG
Dentiscutata erythropus is the source of this 1668-nucleotide messenger RNA. The record is from the annotation of a GenBank genome assembly. Lineage: Eukaryota; Fungi; Glomeromycota; Glomeromycetes; Diversisporales; Gigasporaceae.